Molecule: messenger RNA, 856 nt
Organism: Triticum dicoccoides
Lineage: Eukaryota; Viridiplantae; Streptophyta; Magnoliopsida; Poales; Poaceae
Product: fasciclin-like arabinogalactan protein 2
Exons: 2
Coding region: 1-645 (214 amino acids)
Biological process (GO): plant-type secondary cell wall biogenesis
Cellular component (GO): plasma membrane
Source: RefSeq, a predicted model, not a curated record
AUGCAGUUCGCCGGAGCCAUCCUGCUCCUCCUCCUGCUCGUCCCCUGCGCCGAGGGACAACCGCCCGAGGCGACGCCGGCGGGGGGCUUGGCGAUCGAGCAGAUCCUGUCCAAGAACGGGUGCGGCGCCUUCGCCGGCCUCGUCGCCGCCACGGCCGGCGUGGGCCAGGCGCUCCGCGAGCAGGGCGACGCGGGGCUCACCGUGUUCUGCCCGGACGACGGCGCGGUCGCGGCGUUCGCCCCGCGCUUCAGCAGCCUCACCGCCGCCGGCCAGGCGGCGCUCCUUCUCCACCACGGGCUGGCGGCGCGCUCCGCCGAGUUGGAGCGCUUGCUGACCCACGGCCACAGGCAUAUUGAGGUGCGGACGCUCGACGGCGGCCGCUGGGGGUACGGCGUGGUCACCAUCUGGUACUACGGAGGCGCCAUGGAGCUCUCCUCGUCGCCGCCGUCGCUCACGACGCCGGUCGAGGCCAGGGUCACCAGCACGGUCGUCUACAACGACCGGCUCACCGUCUACCUCAUCGACGCCGUCCUGGUUCCGGGACCGCCGGCGCUGUUCGACUACUCGGACACCUUGGUGACCAUUUGCGUCAUGCUCGGGCUCUGGAUGUUAGUCUUGGGGUCGUGUGGUGCCAUUUGUUCGUGAAUGAGAAGAUCGUGCCAGAGUUGCGCCAUAGGUGAUCUCCGUCCUUGAUGCACACGCUGGUGCUCAGCGCAGUGGGCAAAGGGCACUGUUGGUGGAACUUUUCCUAUGUAUAUUAGUGUUUAGUUACUUUUGGAUCUAGACUCCAUGUCAUGUAAGAAAAUGUUGUUGGCCAUGAAUUCUUCUGUACCUAACUUAGUACUCUGAUCCAUUA